CGCUUUGUUCCACGUGUAUAAAAAAAUGACCUUUCAUCUGUGCAUUAUAUAUAGCUAUGGAUACAAAAACAACUGCAAUAACUGAUUUGAAGAGAUUCACAAAUUACUGUAACAUAGUUAGUUUACUAUAGUCUUACUGCCUUACUAUAUAAAUUUUAAUGAUUAUUAUUAUUUUCAUCAGAAAUGGAUUGUUUUCAUCGUUUAUAAACACAGAAGUAUUUGCGUGGCAAAGCAGGUUAAGCUACUGUUGAAAGAUUUAAGUUAUUCUGCUUUCAUUAAAUCAAUCAAAAUUGAAUGCUAAGUAUCUUGAGAAUGUAUUUACAUAUAUAAGCACUGGUCUAUUUAAGGCAAUGAUAGCCUGUGACAAAACCAUUUCGAAAGUUUGUUGGGACGAGAAAAUGUAUGGCUCAAGGGAUAUGCUAGCGGUAGACGACGAUGAAUACGUGAAUGAGAUACCGGCAGACGAAGAAGAAAGAACAAAGGAACAAAUAAAGAAGAAGUUAUCUGUUGUGUUUUGUAUCAUAUGUUGCGUUUUAUUUCUGUGUUUACUAACGGUAUUUUUACCAUUAAUCCUGAAUAACAAUACCAAAAAUCUCAUAGAAUGUAGUGAUAUGACAAAGCAGCAGAACCCAGAAGCGCGCGAGUUGUAUCACAUGAUUAAACAGAAAUACGAAGAGCUUCAUCCAUAUUCUGCUUUCGUAAAGAAUAACGACGGAAACCUGGUAAUUCAUCCUUCAUAUUUCAAUUUUACUCCAGAAUUGUACAAAAAGCGAUCUGAAGAAGCAAAUAAAUUGCUUCAAAACCUUGAAAAACUUUCUGCAAAUCUGGAGUUAACAAAAGAAGAAAGUUUAACAAUGGAAAUUUUCAAGCAAUUUCUGAAAAGCACAUUUGGACAUGUAAUGCCGUAUGAGAGCAACUACGAAAUUGGAGAUUGGAUGUUAGGACCAAAUAUCUUUUGCUGGCAAAUUAGUUGCUACAUGCUACCAUCGUUGGAGAGCGAAUUACAUAAAUUUCAUCCACAGACAGUAAAAGACGUUGAGCUCAUGGAAAAUUUAAUGAAAAAAUGUGCCGAAGGGUAUCAACAAAAAAUACGAAAUCUUAAAAAUGGAAUCAAAGCAGGCAUAGUGUUGCCUAAACAAGCGUGUGACGCUGGUUUACAAAACUUUAAACACUUUCAUGUUCACGUUGCCAAACAUGGAAAAAUUGGAAUUUUGAAGGAGGUAAAAACGUUCGAGGGAAGUAUCUUGCUCAAAAUGCAAUUGAAUGAAAAAGAAAAAUGGUGGAAAAAGUACAAAAUAUCAGUUAUGUCACAUCUCAAAAACGUUUUGGUUGAGAACGUUGGAAAAUCAUUGCACGACUAUAUUAGGUUUUUAGAAGACAAUUAUUCAGAGCAUUGUCCACCAAGUGAGCUGGUCAGUGGAUUGGCCUCUUUACCGCUGCCUUAUGUUUAUAAUAAUGGUGUAGCAAACCACAGUGAUGUAACAACGGGAUAUUUACCGGGAGGGAAGAAAUUUAAUGGCAAAAAUGCAUAUUUAGCAUUGCUCUCCCAUUUUACGACAUACAACAUCACGACAUAUGAAGUGAAUCAAAUGGCAGAUGACAAGUUAAAAAGCCUUUUUCCUAAGGUCAAAAUCAUCGCAAAAUCCCUGAUGUCAGAAAAAAAUGUUAGUAAAGCAAUAGAAAAAUUUCGAGUUCAUCUUCAAACACAACAGUUCUUUUAUGAUAAUGGCAAUAAAACAAGAAAAUUGGAACAAACAUAUUUGGAAUGUUAUGAUGAUGCUUCAGCACAGAAACACUGUCCUAGACGAUUUAAGGCGAUGAAUAAAUGGCUCCGUUCUGCUAAACAGAAGUUAAAACGUCUCAAAGAUAAGAUCCAUUUGGCAUUUUACGUGAAAGGAAGAAAAACAGUGAUGCCGUCAUGUAAAGCAACCAUGGCAUUUGCCUACACACCAGCAAAUGCCUUUUACAGUUAUGGAGAAGGAAAUGUCAAAUGCUCUUCUCUCGCUAAAAUCUAUAUUCCAUUUUUCUUGGAAAGACCAGGACCAAAGUAUGAAGAGUUGAGCGUGAUGGCACAUGAAACGUAUCCAGGACAUCAUCUUGAAGUUCAAGGAGUGAAGGAAAAUAUGCCUAUAAAGUGUGACAAGUUACGGCGAUGGGCUUCAAGAAAUACUUAUUUUGCCGCAUUUAGUGAAGGAUGGGCAACCUAUGUCGAAAACAGUGUUGUCGAUCGUGAUAUGAAGAUGUACAUGAAUGAUAUGGAAAGAUAUGGAAUGAUUAAACAUCAGAUCCUCUCAGCUCUACGUGCAAAGGUUGACGUUGGUCUUCAUUACUUUGGAAUGAAACGACAAGAGGCAGUUACUCUUUAUGAAAAAUACGCCCUCGAUAAAGGAGACAUCAUUCAAAAAGAAAUUACCAGAUUACAAAGUAGUCCAGGUCAAGGAACAGCUUACAUGGUCGGCGAAGAUGCUUUUGAACAAUGCAGACAUAAAGCCAAAGUAAAAUUAGGGAAAAAAUUUGACAUCCGGGAAUUUCAUUACCAAAUAUUACGUCAUGGUGAACUACCGUUAACUGAAGUUCGUAAGAAGAUAGAGGAGUACAUAAAAACUGAAGAAGGAAAAUGAGAAAAAAGUUAAAAUGCCAGAAUAAACGACAUUGUUAAGUAAGAUUACAAAACGAGCGACGUACGUUGUCCCGGAUAAAAUAAUUUUUGCAUCACAAUCACCUCUAAAAAUGGACUAUACAUAUGCCAAACACUUACCUUGAAAGAAUCAGUAUUUAUUUUUAAAAGAGAAACAAUAGACUAGGAAACGGUAAAUGUGAGCACAUGUUCAGUAAAUUCAUCAGAUGAACAAUGUAUAAAAUACUGUUUUUAAGCAUGUUUUUUCAGAAAACCACGCCCAGGAAUGUCGUUGCGCAGGUAUAGAGAAAGAUCACUUAGCAAUGGGAAACUCGUGCACUAGGAUUGUACAAAAAACAUGCUAGACACGUGCAGGGCAAUGUGGGAAAUCAAACUACACAAAAAAUCUCUUUGGUUAACACGAUUUUUUAUGAUAAUGAAUAACACGGUCAGAUAAUACGUAUCUCACGAGCACACAUUGAGAGUAGGUUUCUUUAAACUAUGGCUUUUUUAUAUUAUUUCAAUGAGGUUAUACAUAAGGAAAAGCCAUUCAAUUUUUGCUUAACUAAUAAUGCAAGCGGAACUUUGAAGAAACUCUGUUUUGUCAGUAACCUUCUCAAAUAAUACAAUCAUAAAAAUGGCUUACAUAAAUUAGUAUAUGGUGUAAAUCAUCAGUAUAUUACGAUGGCAAAAAUGUAUUUUUUCACAAUAUUAUAAGUUAUUUACUUUUUUAAAUGUUUACGCGUUUUCAAUCAAACGAUGCUUAUGCGUGAAUGAAAAUGUAUAAUUUUUCUCGUUAGUGACGUAAAGUGACAAGUAUAUGUAAGUAUGUGUAUAUUAUAUUGGUUUUUGAUGCUGCAAUAAAAUUAUUCAAUAAAUAAAA
Xenia sp. Carnegie-2017 is the source of this 3500-nucleotide messenger RNA. RefSeq lists its product as uncharacterized. The coding region runs from base 351 to 2621 and encodes 756 amino acids. The transcript is spliced from 7 exons. The record is from RefSeq and is a predicted model, not a curated record. NCBI's taxonomy places the organism in Eukaryota, Metazoa, Cnidaria, Anthozoa, Malacalcyonacea, Xeniidae.